AGCUGGAAAACUGAGUCUCGGGGAGGAUGGACUGAGCACCAGUACUUGUAGAUCCUGGCAAAAGAGGAGGCUUGGGAGCGAUGGACCUUUGGUUCUGGGGAAGGGGACUGAGAUCCCGGAUUCCUGAGUCUGAGCGAAGAGGCUGAGUGCUGGGAGCCAGGACUCCUGGGUCUAAGGAAGGAAGAGCUGGAGGUUCGGGCAUCCGUGUCCCGGGAAACGAGACGGCCACGUCGCCAUGCCUUCCUCCGGGCCCCGCGCAGUCUUUCUCCUGCUACCGCUGUUGCUGCUGCUGCGUGCUGUUUUGGCGGUGCCUCUGGAGCGGGGGACGCCCCAGCAGGAGAGCCCUGCGACCGAGAGCCCCGACACGGGCCUGUACUACCAUCGGUAUCUCCAGGAAGUCAUCAAUGUGCUGGAGACGGAUGGGCAUUUCCGCGAGAAACUGCAGGCUGCCAACGCUGAGGACAUCAAGAGUGGAAAGCUGAGCCGGGAGCUGGACUUUGUCAGCCAUCAUGUCCGCACCAAGCUGGAUGAGCUGAAGCGGCAGGAGGUGUCAAGGCUGCGGAUGCUUCUCAAGGCCAAGAUGGACGCCGAGCAGGAACCCAAUGUGCAGCUGGAUCACUUGAGCCUCCUGAAGCAGUUUGAACACCUGGACCCCCAGAAUCAGCACACGUUCGAGGCCCGGGACCUGGAGCUGCUCAUUCAGACGGCUACCCGAGACCUUGCGCAGUACGACGCAGCCCAUCAUGAAGAAUUCAAACGCUACGAGAUGCUCAAGGAGCAUGAGAGACGCCGUUAUCUGGAGUCACUGGGAGAGGAACAGCGAAAGGAGGCAGAGAGGAAGCUGGAAGAGCAACAGCGGCGGCACCGAGAGCACCCCAAAGUCAAUGUACCUGGUAGCCAAGCCCAGUUGAAGGAGGUGUGGGAGGAGCUGGAUGGAUUGGACCCCAACAGGUUUAACCCCAAGACCUUCUUCAUACUGCAUGAUAUCAACAGCGAUGGUGUCCUGGAUGAGCAGGAGCUGGAGGCCCUCUUCACCAAGGAGCUGGAGAAGGUGUAUGACCCAAAGAAUGAAGAAGACGACAUGCGCGAGAUGGAGGAGGAGCGGCUUCGCAUGAGGGAGCACGUGAUGAAGAACGUGGACACCAACCAGGACCGCCUGGUGACCCUGGAGGAGUUCCUCGCAUCCACCCAGAGGAAGGAGUUUGGGGACACCGGGGAGGGCUGGGAGACAGUGGAGAUGCACCCUGCCUACACGGAGGACGAACUAAGGCGUUUUGAGGAAGAGCUGGCCGCCCGGGAGGCAGAGCUGAACGCCAAGGCUCAGCGCCUCAGCCAGGAGACGGAGGCUCUAGGGCGCUCCCAGGGCCGCCUGGAGGCCCAGAAGAGAGAGCUGCAGCAGGCCGUUCUGCAAAUGGAACAAAGGAAGCAGCAGCAGCAAAGCCAGAACGGCCCAGCCCCUGGCCCUGAGGGACAGCUCAAGUUCCGCCAGGACACAGAUGACGCGCCUGUCCCAGCUCCAGCCGGUGACCACCCGAAGGAUGGGGACCCUUCAGAGAAGAAGGCUCCUGAUCAGCCCCCCGAGCUGCCCCAGUUGGAUACCCAACAUCUGUGAUCCUCCUGGGGUCCCCCCCGUCCCCCCCACUACAUACACUCUGGGUUCCUACUGAGGCUGCUGAUGGGAAGGAGAUGGGAGCCUCAGUCCACCCCCUGUGGGGACCAGCCACAUGCAGGUGGCCUCCUGGGGGAGGGGAGGGCAGGCGGCCUGCAUCUGUCACCUCCCACCUCCACAGCCUCCCAGUCCGCGGCCCCUUCUUGCCCAUCCCCUCUAAGGACCUACCUUCUCAGCUCUAUUUGGGGGCCCUCACUGGGUCCCCCUAACUUAGGGAAGCCCCCUCCCUCUCGUGGAGGGUCUGCUUCGUGCCUGCCUCCCAGAUGGCUGGGGCCAAGUUGGGGCCACUCUGUGUCCCCACAGCUGCUGAGUUCCGCCUGCUGCCCAGCCUCUGCGGGUUGGCGAGGCUUGAGUGGUCCUUCGAGAGCUUUCCCUACCUUUGUGGGACCACCAGUGCCUCAGCGGCGGGGUCUUCCCCUUGGCGGGGUAUGAAGGGCAGCAGUCCUCAGCCUAGCAGAUUCCCUGGUAACUAGGCCCCUGGCUUCCAGCUGUGGCUGCCUCCGCCCCUCCCCCACACAGCCCCAGAAGGGCCCUGGAGCCAACCCUGCCCCAGGGUCAGGUUCCAGCCCCGCAGCCUCAUGUGGGGGGCAUUGCCUGCCCUCCCCCACACCCUUUCUGGCCUUGUCCUACAGCUCCCAGGUCUGCUUUAUCCUCCGGUUCCAUCCAAAUACACUUUCUGGAACCUUC
Suricata suricatta (meerkat) is the source of this 2356-nucleotide messenger RNA. It is a transcript of the gene NUCB1, whose product is annotated as nucleobindin 1. The record is from RefSeq and is a predicted model, not a curated record. NCBI's taxonomy places the organism in Eukaryota, Metazoa, Chordata, Mammalia, Carnivora, Herpestidae. Gene Ontology annotation, cellular component: extracellular exosome; endoplasmic reticulum-Golgi intermediate compartment. Gene Ontology annotation, molecular function: calcium ion binding. The transcript is spliced from 13 exons. Bases 236 to 1612 code for a protein of 458 amino acids.